GGAGGUCGGCACCCGAACACCCGAGCUUCCAAAGGCUGGCUUGUGAGCCUCUGGCCGCCUUUCUAGUCUGAGUUUGCACAGCCAGGUACCCUGGACAGUAACUAAACAAAAGCCCGACCCCAAACCCUGCCACCAUCGUAGGAUUGGAGCUCCUUGACCAGUGAUUGAAUCCCAGCCCUCGGCAGUGAAAGCAGAGUGUUCUAACUACUGGGCCUUCAGGGAGUUCCCUAGGUGUCUGUAAUUAUUCUGGAAUCAGUAAACCAUGGCAUCAAAGAAAUUUGCUGUUAAAUGUGGGAACUUGGCUGUCCUGGUGGAUCUUCAUGUAUUGCCGCAAGGUUCAAGCAAAGAUACUAGCUGGUUUUCUCAACAGAAGAAAGAGGAAGUCUGUUUACUGUUAAAAGAAACCAUCGAUUCACGAGUGAAGGAGUACUUGCAAGUUCGUAAACAGCACAGGCCAUCAGAUACAGAAUUCACAAGAUCCAAUCCCUUGUCCUUAAAAGGUUACGGCUUUCACAUCACAGCCUAUUUCCUCAAAAGAGGAAUACGUCUCCGCUGCCUGAGGGGCUCACCAAGGACAGAACUCCAAGUGUUUCCCGACAGGUUUGUGGUCUGCGUAAGUCAGCUUGCGUUCAGUCGUGAUCUUUUGGCAAGUCAGAGUGAAGAUUUGCAGCCGGGACGAGCUCUCCACGGAGUGACAGGGGAUCGUACUGGGUGUGUGGAACAACUACUUCCUCCCGGGGCAGAGCCCAAGAGAAACGUUCUGCAAGAAAUUGUGAACAGAACUGAGACAAAAAGCAGCGCCGUGAGCGGAUCUCGGAGCAACGGGCCCAGUGUGGGAGCAUCCAGUGACUCCGUGGCUGCAGAGGGAGCGUGGAGGAGGGGGUGCCGGCCAGCCUCAUCCAGCCCCCCGGCCGUGGGACAGGCAGAGGAUGACAGGAAGGCGUCUGAGACCCACCAGCGGCUUCCUGCUCUGAAGCUGGAGAAAGGUCAUCAGGCCUGGCCAGGAGCAGCAGAAACCUCAUCCCAGGGUGCGGUUGCAGACCGGGCUUCUAAGCAGGAGCCUUGUCUGUGGCUGUGAGUCAGCAUUCCCCAGUCCAAAGCAGAGUCCACGAGGGGCCGGAGCACCGCAGAAACGCAGGAAGCGCAACCCUGCGGGAGACGCCAACCACCACAAGAGAGUUUCUCUUGGAAGUGAUCGAUUAGCCCCAAGGGAAAUAAU
Messenger RNA from Budorcas taxicolor (takin), 1219 nucleotides. It is a transcript of the gene SLX4IP, whose product is annotated as SLX4 interacting protein. The record is from RefSeq and is a predicted model, not a curated record. The transcript is spliced from 9 exons. NCBI's taxonomy places the organism in Eukaryota, Metazoa, Chordata, Mammalia, Artiodactyla, Bovidae. Bases 263 to 1078 code for a protein of 271 amino acids.